Molecule: messenger RNA, 5234 nt
Organism: Corythoichthys intestinalis (scribbled pipefish)
Lineage: Eukaryota; Metazoa; Chordata; Actinopteri; Syngnathiformes; Syngnathidae
Gene: plekha8
Product: pleckstrin homology domain containing, family A (phosphoinositide binding specific) member 8
Exons: 13
Coding region: 99-1712 (537 amino acids)
Biological process (GO): intermembrane lipid transfer; receptor recycling; ER to Golgi ceramide transport
Cellular component (GO): recycling endosome; early endosome; cytoplasm
Molecular function (GO): lipid transfer activity
Source: RefSeq, a predicted model, not a curated record
CGCAAUUUUACUUGGAGGCAGAUGCAGUGGUUCCAGUCAGCUGGGAGUCUAAUCUUAUCAUGACAAACAAGUAAUGAAAGGCAAAAAACGCCUCGACGAUGGAGGGAAUUUUGUACAAGUGGACCAAUUACAUUAGCGGAUGGCAGCCUCGCUGGUUUGUGCUUGAAGGAGGAACUUUGUCUUACUAUGACUCUCAAGAGGAUGCUUGGAAAGGCUGCAAGGGGAGCAUUAAAAUCUCUGUUUGUGAAAUUCAAGUUCAUUCGUCCGACUCCACACGGCUCGACCUGACCAUACCAAGUGAACAGUACUUCUACCUGAGAGCCAUCAAUGCAGCAGAGAGGCAAAAAUGGCUGGUGGCUCUUGGAACUGCCAAAGCUUGCCUGACGGACAACCGAACAAAAAGAGAGAAGGAACUCCAAGAGAACACAGAAGCAUUAAAGACAAAGAUGUCCGAACUCAGGUUGUACUGUGACCUUCUUCUUCAACAAGUUAACAAAAUGAAGGACGACGACAACGAGCCCGAUGUCGCAGGAGAGACUGGUCUAGACACGAGUGACAUGGUGAAAUCGACAUGCACCACUUUCCUCAAGACACUAGAGGAGUGCAUGCAGAUAGCAAAUCGUACUUUUAUGCCAGAUGCGUCCAAGCAGAGCCCACCGGCGUCGCCCCCCGUAGCUGCUAUCAAACCUCAGAAGAUUAAACAUGUCAGCCAGUUAAAUCACCACCUUGGAGAAAAGUGGCAAGAUUUACCAGAAACAAACGUGAUGUCACAUGAAACCCGCAGCCUUGAUGCUGACGCGGAAGGACCAGAUGAACCAGAUGGACCGGAACGUCAGUCUUUUGCAUCAACCAAUGGCGACAACGCCAACCAAGUGGAGAAUGUCGCUCCUCUUCCUCCCGUAUCCCAGAAUGCCGCUCAGCCUGAAGUCACCGCACCGACCGAUGGACAUAAAGAGCAAAAUGAAACACACAAAAGGGACAAUGAUGUGCCUCGACGGGAAGAGGUUUCUACUGAAGAAGAGGCCGAGUGCGAAGACGAGAUUUUCAAAGAUUCUGCAGAGCCAGAUGAGCCAGUGGAAACUUUUUUCAGCACAAUGAGUCACAGAUUUAGUGAUAUAGAGCUGGAUGACGACAAUGGCAUCCCCACGCAAGAGUUUUUGGACUCAUGCUAUGCAAUAGUGCCUGUAUUAGACAAACUCGGCCCAACUGUCUUUGCACCUGUCAAAAUGGACUUUUUGGGAAACAUCAAGAAAAUCAACCAGAAGCUGAUGUCAGACCCUGCCAGCUUCCCAACGCUGCAGUCCAUCGUGCUGCACGAGCUACGCGACGAGGUGGCUCAGGUACGCAACUCUGCCACCGAAGCGCUGCUGUGGCUGAAGCGAGGCCUCAAGUUCCUCAAGGAGUUUCUGUCGCAGGUCAACGCGGGGGAACAAAACAUCCACUCAGCCCUCAAUCACGCUUACGGCAAGACUCUUCGCCAGUAUCACGGAUGGGUGGUCCGAGGAGUCUUUGCGUUGGCGCUACGAGCCGCUCCGACCUACGAAGGCUUUACGGCUGCCUUGGUGUCGAUGGAAGGCCACGAGCGGAAGAGCAGCUUUGUCACCAGCAUGCACAGAGACCUCGGCAUCUACCUGCCCGCCAUGGACAGACAUCUGGCCAUACUGGACGCCCUCUACGAGGAAUAUAAUCUGGAGUCGGACGAGGUGGUCUAAAACAAAAGCACAGAAGCAGAAAUAGGGUUGGGCAUCGUUUUAAUUUGAACGAUUCAGAUUCCACGUUUUGAUUCCGGUUCCAAACGAUUCUCAAUACCUAAUCUUUAAUAGGCAGGGUAAAAAAAAUUGCAUUGUUUAAAUUCAUUUCUUAACUUCUAGGUUUUUUUUUUUUUUUUUUUUUAAUUAUAUGAACUUUCAAUUAACUGUGAAUUUCUCACAGGCCUAUUUUUAACUUGUGUAUAACAAUCAGUCUUUGAACUUGAAUAUGAUGAAGUUUCUUUCCAGAGGAGUGCACUUUGACAAAGAUGUUUAUUUUUCAAAAGCUCGCGGAGAAAAAAAAAACAUUUACACAUUUGCCUAUGUUUUAGAGUGUCUUAUGCUGGAGGCAUUUUUACAUGUUAGUGAACUCCCACUAAUGGGCUAACCUGGUGCAGAAUAUGAAACAAACAAACAAAAAAACACUUGUAAAACACAGUCCAGAUUAGCGGCGGAUACAGUAUAAAAUCGAAAACCUUUUUUUUUUAGGAAAGUGAUCAUAGCUGCCUUCCCAGGCAGUAAGCAUGAGCGUUUUGGACAGAUAGUGUCUCCUGCAGUGGAGGACACACGUUCACUGGGUGUAGAUGAAGCUUGAACACAUAAAUAUGAGAAAGAGAGAAAAAGUCGCAAAUAUUUCGUAGGAGUAAGGUAGCUUUAAGCCACGCACUUUAGAUACAUGUACCUUAGUUGGGAGCUACGACGAAGCCUUAGUAUAAAUUCUUCUAUUGAUUAUAUUUGGAUGUACAGUCCCUGACAAAAGUCUUGUCACUUAUCCAUUUUGUAGAAACAAUUGCUAAUAAUCUGACUUUUAAUUAUUCAAUUGGCUAAAGCAAAAGCUAAGACCCUACCAAAUGAUGUUGAAUGUACAAAAAUAUAUUUGUUUCACUGAAAAAAGAUUUAUCAUUUAAUGAAGACAUAAAGGUCAAAUUUGGGCAAGUUUUGUCGCCUACAGAAAGUAGUGUGAAAAUUGAACAAAAAAUGUACUUCAAAUACAAAAAUAUGUUACAGAACUAGGGCUGUCAAACAUUUAAAAUUUUUAAUGAAGUUAAUCACAGCUUAAAAAUUAAUUAAUCGUAUUUAAUCACAAUUCAAACCAUCUAUAAAAUAUGCCAUAAUUUUCUGUAAAUUAUUGUUGGAAUGGAAAGAUAAGACACAAGACGGAUAUAUACUUUCAACAUACUGUACGUAAGUACUGUAUUUGUUUAUUCUAACAAUAAAUCAAGAUGGCAUUAAUAUUAUUAACAUUCUGUUAAAGCGAUCCAUGGAUGGAAAGACUUGUAGUUCUUAAAAGAUAAAUGUUGGUACAAGUUAUAGAAAUUUUAUAUUAAAAUCCCUAUUAAUGUUUUUGUUUUAAUAAAAUUUGUAAAAUUUUCAAUCAAAAAAUAAACUAGUAGGUCGCCAUUGUUGAUAUCAAUAAUUACACAAUGCUCAUGGUGCUUAAACCCAUAAAAUCAGUCGCACCAAAGCGCCAGCAGAGGGAGACAAAAAACACAAGUAACAAGUGGUCAUGACACUGUGCUGUCAUAUUAAUCUGUUUGAGCGGGGCAUGUGCGUUAAUUGCGUCAAAUAUUUUAAUGUGAUUGAUUUUAAAAAAUUAAUUACCGCCCGUUAACGCCCAAAUUUUGACAGCCCUAUACACAACAUAAGCGAAUUAAGUAGUGGUGCUGUGAGAUCCGAAUUUAAUAUUUUGUAUGACUUCCAUGGGCUUGAAGGAUUGCAUCCAUGCGGUUCGGCAAGGAUUCAUACAAUUUAUUGAUGAAGUCAUCACGAACAUCAAAGAAAGAAGUCUUGCAUGCCUCCCAGAGUUCAUCAACAUUCUUGGGUUUCGCCUUCCAUGCUUCCUCUUUAAUCCCACCCCAGACCUGCUUAAUGAUGUUCAUGUCUGGUGACUGGGCUGGCCAGUCCUGGAGGAUCUUGUUCUUUGCCUUGAGGAACUUUGAAGUAGAGAUUGAAGUAUGCGAAGGAGCACCAUCCUGCUGCAGAAUUUGUCCCUUUUUAUGGUUUGGAAUGUCAGAGGCAGCUAAGAUUUGUUAUUUGAGACUAUUUAUGUUGCUUUCCACGCUGCAGACCAUGAUUUUGCCACCACCAAACUUCACUGUUUUGUGGCAAAAGGUGGAUUUUUCAGAUGAAUCUUCCAUUAAUUUACACCACAGUCGCCACAAAUAUUGCAGGACACCUACUGGAGCCCGCAUGGCUCUGAGAUUCACUAAGACAAAAAACAAAACUUUUAAUACUGUUGAUUUUAACGGAGGCGGCAACGGGCUACGUAAAGUAUGUAGUUGCCUAUAUAGCUACAUUAGCCCGACGUAAUAACAUGACUUAUUCAUCCAUCCAUCCAUCGGGGCCGCAGAAGACAGACGUAAUUUAUUGUUUUACUUACCUGGUUCUGACUGGUUAGAGGACCGGUGCACCGUGUCAAAUACGCGGCACUCAGCUAUGCACUACUCGGGAGUCAGCACUUGUAUUCCAUGAAGCCGGAGGCGUUUAAUCAUAUUGGUCGUGCAGCCACCUUUGCAUGAUAUAGCAGUGUUGCAAAUGUUGCACUGAGCUGACUUGUCAUUUUUCUUUGAGAAACUGAGCCAAAUUUUUGAGCGGCGCCGCACCGUGUCCAUGGUUGAAAUCAAGUUGCAAUGCACAAAGACACGCUUCAAGUGGCUGCUUCGUCAUGGUGUUCGGCAGCUAUUUUUUUCCAAUCAGCGGACAGGGCACCGAAACAUGGAAUUGAAAUUUUAAAAUUCAAACGGUUCCGGGAUCAUCGGAGUGUUAGUCCCGGAUCCCAUCGAUGCUCGAUGCCCAACCCCUACACAGGAAGGAGCCAGAUGCUUUUUCAGCGGGGAAGUUACAAGACAAAGUCUGCACUUUCAGCGUCAAUGUAAUGUCGUUUUCUGUGGAAAUCGUAUGUACUUCAAAAGUACAUAAGGUCACUGCAAGGAAAACAACUUUAUUUCUGAGUGUGAAAUCAAAUGACAGAAUGUUUAUUAACACGCCCAGAAAAUGAGAAAUAAAAAAGUUUCAGUAUUUCUAAUACAAAGGUAACUAAUUGAUUUGCCAAAUGGACUUUUUCUAAUUAACUUGCUAAUGUUGCACUACAUAUGUUUAGUGAUAAAAAUCUCAAAUGUCCAUUUGUAUUUUGAUUCUUAAGAGGGACCAACAAGAGUGGAUUCAGCACACAACACUGGAGAAGUAAAUAAAUAUUCGCCUACAAACAUACUGGCAUCUUAACAACCCAAGGCAUUUUUUAAUGUUUAUUUAUUUUGUCUAAGUUAUUAUAAUGUUAUUGGAUGCAUCUCAUUGGUAUCUUUAGAGGUACAUUCGUAUGGGGACUGCCUUGAAUGAACUGAUUCAAUAACACUAUUUGACAUAGUGCGAUCUUAUCCAUCCAUUCAUCCACGUGUGUUGUAUUAAUACUUUUAUCUGUUUAUCUGUGUGGUAACUUAUUACUUUAGAGCCAGUCAGAAAUCUUUUUUUUUUUUUUUUUUUUUUUUA